AUGGGGGAAGAACAAGCCAGCAGUGUGAAUGCCGCAGGACAUGCACCCGACGCAAAAGUCGCAACCCCCUCCAUCGCCAUCCCGAAGCCCAAAGUCCCUAUUCCCGGGAUGCGAUCGUCGACAACCUCCAGCUCCACACCACCCCGCGAGUGGAACACGUCGAAACUGGGUCUACGCAUUGGCGCGGACGCGCUCUCAGCAGGCGCGGCAGGCACCCUAGUAGCGCCAAUCAUCACCAUGAUCGACAGGGGCAUCAUCGAGAACGCCAGCGGACGCAACACCCUAGGCGACAGUCUACGCAACUCGUUCCUCGAGCUCCUCACAAAGCCCCACCGGUUCCUCGCCAGCAAGCCGUUCGCGCUCAUCUUCAGCCUCUACUUUGGCACGUACCUCACGGCCAACACCAUCGACACGGCAUCUGCGACUGUGCGCCCCGCGCAGUCUCUACAGCAGCAAACCAGCGGCACAAGCAAGUUUUUAGCGACGAGCACGGCGAAUCUGGCGCUUUGUCUUUACAAGGAUAAUCAGUUUACCAGACUCUUUGCUGCACCCGGGAGUACACCGCGACCUGUGCCCAUGACGACGUUUGCCCUCUUCACCGUGCGAGACUGCCUUACCAUAUUCGCGUCCUUUAACCUCCCUCCACUACUCGCCCCGAAAGUUGAACUCCGCAUGGGUGAAGAGGCCAAGAAAUAUGUUUCCGCGCUAUCAGUCGCGCAGUUUGCUACACCGGCUGCCGUACAGAUAUUUUCCACCCCUUUACACCUUGCGGGGUUGGAUCUGUAUAAUCGACCUGGUGCCCACGUUGGUGGAGCAGAUGGUAGGGCAGCGAGGAUCGUGAGGGAUUGGGGGAAGAGUGCCGCGGCGAGGAUUUGUAGAAUUGUUCCGGCGUUUGGGGUGGGUGGGGUGGUGAAUACGAAGGUGAGGAGGGGGUUGAUGGGGAGGUUGGAGUAG
This is a messenger RNA of Pyrenophora tritici-repentis Pt-1C-BFP, 954 nucleotides long. The record is from RefSeq and is a predicted model, not a curated record. Lineage: Eukaryota; Fungi; Ascomycota; Dothideomycetes; Pleosporales; Pleosporaceae.